Megalobrama amblycephala (Wuchang bream) is the source of this 2791-nucleotide messenger RNA. It is a transcript of the gene slc35a3a, whose product is annotated as solute carrier family 35 member A3a. Gene Ontology annotation, molecular function: UDP-galactose transmembrane transporter activity. NCBI's taxonomy places the organism in Eukaryota, Metazoa, Chordata, Actinopteri, Cypriniformes, Xenocyprididae. The transcript is spliced from 8 exons. Gene Ontology annotation, cellular component: Golgi membrane. Bases 443 to 1429 code for a protein of 328 amino acids. Gene Ontology annotation, biological process: pyrimidine nucleotide-sugar transmembrane transport. The record is from RefSeq and is a predicted model, not a curated record.
GGUGGCGACAACGGCUCAUAAUCAAAAGAUCGAAACAACAAAACACUAGGAAGUACUGCAAGAUUGUUGAGAUUCAUAUGAAGGUUUUUUGCACUUCACUUGACAGUCUGCUUGUCAUUCUUGAUGGAUGAGGGAAUCCGCCAUGAGUAAAACACAUAGCAGAUGACCAUGCGCAAUGUAUACCCGGAACGGUUGAUUUUCUCAAAUAAUAGCUUAGCAGCAGCAGUAGCUCUUAGUGUUCAACUGUCAAAAUAAGACACUACUGAACUGUUUAACACACUGUGUAGAUUCAACUUGUGUAGAAUCUGCGAGGAUGGAUCUUUGAUUGGGUUUUGAAGUUUAUGUUUGCCUUCAAACUCCCACUCACAAACUGCAACUCUUCCGGAUUACUGCAAUAGUCUUCUGAAAGUCUGUCCUGGUCUCCUCUUGAGAGGCUGUCAUCAUGGCAUCAGCCAAGCUUAAGUACCUCUCUCUUGGGGUCCUGGUGUUCCAGACAACAUCCCUGGUGCUGACCAUGCGUUACUCGCGCACCUUACAGGGCGACGGGCCGCGUUACCUUGCCUCCUCUGCUGUGGUGGUGGCAGAGUUCCUCAAAAUCCUUACCUGUGUGGGGCUCGUCUUCAAAGAUCACAGUUACAGCGGCCGAGCACUGAGCAGUAUUCUGAGACAGGAGAUUAUACACAAACCUAUGGAGACGCUGAAGCUGGCGAUUCCUUCUGGGAUCUACACGCUACAGAAUAACCUGCUCUACGUGGCACUGUCCAACCUUGAUGCGGCUACCUACCAGGUGACAUACCAGUUGAAGAUCCUGACCACAGCCCUGUUUUCUGUGUCUAUGCUGGGUCGCAGGCUCGGGGUGUACCAGUGGUUGUCUCUGCUAAUUCUUAUGGCUGGGGUUGCACUUGUACAGUGGCCAUCGGACUCCCCGUCAGACCCUCAGAAAGAGCAGCUGACUGCAGGCUCCCAGUUUGUGGGGCUGGUGGCCGUGUUGGUAGCCUGUUGUUCCAGUGGGUUUGCUGGGGUCUACUUUGAGAAGAUCCUUAAAGAGACCAAGCAGAGUGUUUGGGUCCGAAACAUCCAGCUUGGGAUGUUUGGCCUGGUUUUUGGGCUCUUCGGGAUGUUGGCCUACGAUGGCGACAGAGUCCAAGAACACGGAAUGUUUCAGGGCUACAGCAUGGUGACCUGGAUUGUGGUCGCUCUUCAGGCGCUUGGAGGGCUUGUGAUAGCUGCUGUCAUCAAGUAUGCUGACAACAUACUCAAAGGCUUCGCUACAUCACUCUCAAUUAUCCUCUCCACAUUAAUUUCAUAUUUCUGGCUUGAGGACUUUGAGCCUACCAGUGUGUUCUUCAUGGGUGCAGUAUUUGUCAUAAUGGCGACGUUUCUCUAUGGUUAUGAGAGCAAGCCGGCAACCAUCCCAAGCAGAGCAUGAUAAAUGGAUGGAUGAGGUGAAAGUGGAGUGGAACAAAAGGAUGAAACAAAAGGAAGGACGGAGAGGAGGCGUAGAGAGCGGGAAAGAAGGAUUGAUUCAAGGUUGGAUAACAGGCUGGGCCACUGCUGUGCAGUGCUGAGCUGAAGCACACUGGGUGAAAUGCUCUGGGCCUCUAGUUUCAGUGAAACUCUCUUUUAGCUUGAAAACAUUCAUCAGCGCUAAUCUCAUUAAUGGGUGAUGGAUAAAAACACUUCAUAACGUGCCAUCUUCGAAUGUUUCUGGAUGCGCUGAGACCUUUUUUUUGGAUCAGGACUUGAGCACAGAACUCAUUUAGCUCUUCUCAAACAUUUAAUAUCCGUUCAUCUUUUAGGGGCAAUGGCUGAUUUUGGAUCGCUACAGUGGCCCACAGUAAUUCGCCAUAAAUGAAACUUGAAUCUCACAGAAAUUCACCAAUGGAUAUUAGAUUACUGAUUGGGUCGUUGCAUCACUGUAUUUUUGUGUCAUUAUUCAAACUGUCCUACAAAAAUAUAUUUUAUGUUAUUUUAAUAGACUGGGAUGCUGGGUUAGAUUCUGUGCUGUAGAAAUUGAGGGAAUGUACUUUUUUGGAAUAUGAUGUAAACUUUUGAUAUUAUUAUAUAAUGAAAUGAUGAUAACAAGACUUAUGAUAAAGAUACUAGCCGGUCAGUUUGCGGGAUAUGGUGAUUACAGAUUAUUUUAUGGAUUACCUCUAUCACCAGGCAAUAUGUAAGUAUGGAGCCUCUAAAGGAACAUGUUAAUGGAAAAAAAUAUGAGAUGGAGAAAAAAAUAGAUUUCAAUGCUUUUACGUUCGCUUACAAAAGUUUUGCGUUCCCCUGAUAAACUUUGCGAACGCAAACAUUUGUGAGAGAAUGCAAAACCAUUUUUCUUCCAAUCUCAUAUUUUAUAAAUGACUAUAUCCCUUUAUGGGCUCCGUAACAAAUAAUACUUGAGUUACUCCGUUAUAUAUGCAAGGAAGUGCUUCUUUGCACCAUGUGUGAAGUUAUAAUGGUAUCUGGUGAGGAGUAAUAAUAAAUCAGGUGUUUAAUUAUGUGGGGUUUUUUUUUCUUGUUUUUUUUUUUUCAAAUAAUACAUACAUUUUCACCAGGGCAGCACAAAAUUUAAAAGAAAGAGGCUUGGCAUUUGGUUGAGAAGGUGUAAAAACGAUGCAUGCAAUCACAGCUUGAAAAAGGUAAUCAAUUAAAAAGGCAAAAAGAUUUUUCUGUUCUUACAUACAGUUGGGCAUUCAGAUCCAUGUUUUUGAUCAGUCAGGAUGCUCUAGCUUCUCGAGUCCUUCAAAACACACUGUGAACCAUGAAAACAAUAAACUCUACAGUGACCUCUGAA